CAAUCACUGCCUCGGUAGCACCCGGAAAGGGCUUGAGGCACUGUUCAGCGUGUCUGCGGACGGUGCGAGGGUCGGUGAGGGACCCACCAAGCGGCAGGAUGUCCUGGUCACAUCUUCUCCGUGGGCUCAACAUGGCCCUAAGUCGUGGCCUGGCCCUGGUACCCCAGCUCUGUGCCACCCGCCCCAUGGCUACACUGAACCAGAUGCACCGUCUGGGGCCCCCAAAGCGCCCGCCCCUGCGCCUGGGCCCCACGGAAGGCCGGCCGCAGCUGAAGGGCGUUGUUCUGCGCACGUUCAUCCGCAAGCCCAAGAAGCCCAACUCCGCCAACCGCAAGUGCUGCCGCGUCCGGCUCAGCACAGGCCGCGAGGCUGUCUGCUUUAUCCCCGGGGAGGGCCACAACCUGCAGGAGCACCACGUUGUCCUUGUGCAGGGUGGCCGCACCCAAGACCUGCCAGGAGUUAAGCUCAAAGUUGUGCGGGGCAAGUAUGACUGUGGCCACGUGCAGAAGAAGAAGUGACCAGCCAGUGCGCUGAGGCCUGGGCACCUGCAGAACAGGGACGUUCCUUGUGGGAUCUCCAGCGGGUCCUUCAAAGUCAGCUCUUCCUGUUCUAGAGGCAGCCGGCCCUGGGUUCAAAGCCCAGCUCUGCCUCUUCCUUCAGGAGCACCAUAGCCCAUAAGGUUCCCUGGGUGCUGUCAGCACCCUUGGCUUCUGUGUUUAGAGUUGGCCUGUGGGGCCUCUUCUGCCAUCACCUGGGAAGCACACAGGUCCCCACGGUUGUGAUGCAAACCGUCCCCACCUUUCUGCAGCAUUUGCCCUCUCACUGUGGCCCUGGCAGCUGCCAUCCUUUCUGGGCCUCAGUUUGCUCUUCCAAAAAAUAAUCCCAUUUGCAGUAUCCCCUCCGUUUCGUUUGGUGAAGAUUAAACUACAUGCCUCUGUGUACAGUG
Marmota monax (woodchuck) is the source of this 946-nucleotide messenger RNA. RefSeq names its product mitochondrial ribosomal protein S12 (gene Mrps12). Gene Ontology annotation, molecular function: structural constituent of ribosome. Gene Ontology annotation, cellular component: ribosome; small ribosomal subunit. The record is from RefSeq and is a predicted model, not a curated record. Gene Ontology annotation, biological process: translation. Bases 99 to 518 code for a protein of 139 amino acids. The transcript has 3 exons. Lineage: Eukaryota; Metazoa; Chordata; Mammalia; Rodentia; Sciuridae.